This is a messenger RNA of Cladophialophora immunda, 642 nucleotides long. RefSeq lists its product as uncharacterized. NCBI's taxonomy places the organism in Eukaryota, Fungi, Ascomycota, Eurotiomycetes, Chaetothyriales, Herpotrichiellaceae. The transcript has a single exon. Bases 1 to 642 code for a protein of 213 amino acids. The record is from RefSeq and is a predicted model, not a curated record.
AUGAAUCAUCGAGAGAGCCAAAUGACCCGGAUUCUGAUAGGUACAAAUCCCCUCGACGAUCAGAUUCUUUGCAGAAAAAUCCUCGUAGUUGAGGAAUGGGACUGGCGCUAUCGUGACGAUCAAGAAGGUGUCUAUGGCACUGGAGCCCGACUGGAAGGACCGGACCGUCUGAUUCAACACGUUGCUGCUGCGGCCGCGGCACUAGACGGCAUCGAUGUCGAGGAGGUCAGAAGUGAUUUUGACCCCAGGAGGAGAAUGCGCGAUUGGCUCGUCGUCACCAAGAAGAUCCGGCAGCCUUGGGAAAACCGGACCAGCCUGCUUGCAUCCCCAGUCCCCCCCUCCGCUGGCCUCCCGCCGCGCGAGCUCUGGCAUCUCUUCGGAUCUCCGCGGAGUUUCGGGCGUAGGGCAAGGGUGAGGAAAAUCAACCCCAAGGAGCUCAAAACCUUGCUCUUCCUGCGCGAGAUCAUCUAUCACCGGUGGGAGUUGCAGAACAAGGGUAUCAUGUCAGACGAACAGUUCCAGGAGCCGCAACGGAGAGCCGACCUCUGGGACUGGGCGUUGUAUUGUUAUGACGGGUUGCUUCGGCUUUUGCAAUUUCAGAACGGCAAAAAGCCAGAGGGAUACCUGAAGAGGAAGAUUUGA